AUGACUUCAAAGCAGAAAAGAAUUUUAAACGACCUUCAAUGCAUCAUUCAAGGCAUUCAUAAAGAAAACCAGGAGAAAUCUUUGGAGAAUAAUAUUCUUAAGGAUAAAAACAAUGAAGAUAAUAUAUCAGAGUUAGGAAAUCUACUAGAUGACUGGGAAAACCAAUGUGAGAAACAAUUUACACCAUUGGAAAUUAUAAAUCUUGAUGGAGAUGAUUCGGACGAUAAUGAAAAAACGAAAAAUGCCAUGGAUUGUUGUACCAAAAUGACUUCAGAGCAGAAAAGAAUUUUAAACGGCCUUCAAUGCAUCAUCCAAGGCAUUCAUAAAGAAAACCAGGAGAAAUCUUUGGACAAUAAUAUUCUUAAGGAUAAAAACAAUAAAGAAAAUAUAUCAGAGUUAGGAGAUCUACUAGAUGACUGGGAAAACCAAUGUGAGAAACAAUUUACACCAUUGGAAAUUAUAAAUCUUGAUGAAGAUGAUUCAGACGAUAAUGAAAAAACGAAAAAUGCCAUGGAACAGAAAAUAAUUUUAAACAACCUCCAAUGCAUUAUUCAAGGCAUUCAUGAAGAAAACCAGAAGAAAUCUUUGGAGAAUAAUAUUCUUAAGGAUAAAAGCAAUGAAGAACAUAUAUCAGAGUUAGGAGACCUACUAGAUGAGUGGGAAAACCAAUGUGAAAAACAAUUUACACCAUUGGAAAUUAUAAAUCUUGAUGGAGAUGAUUCGGACGAUAAUGAAAAAACGAAAAAUGCCAUGGAUUGUUGUACCAAAAUGACUUCGCAGCAGAAAAUAAUUUUAAACAACCUCCAAUGUAUUAUUCAAGGCAUUCAUGAAGAAAACCAGGAGAAAUCUUUGAAGAACAAUAUUCUUAAGGAUAAAAGCAAUGAAGAAAAUAUAUCAGAGUUAGGAGAUCUACUGGAUGAGUGGGAAAACCAAUGUGAAAAACAAUUUACACCAUUGGAAAUUAUAAAUCUUGAUAAAGACGAUUCGGGCGAUAAUAAAAAAACGAAAAAUGCCAUGGAUCAGAAAAUAAUUUUAAACAACCUCCAAGGCAUUAUUCAAGGCAUUCAUGAAGAAAACCAGGAGAAAUCUUUGACGAAUAAUAUUCUUAGGGAUAAAAAUAAUGAAGAAAAUAUAUCAGAGUUAGAAGAUCUACUAGAUGAGUGGGAAAACCAAUGUGAAAAACAAUUUACACCAUUGGAAAUUAUAAAUCUUGAUAAAGACGAUUCGGGCGAUAAUAAAAAAACGAAAAAUGCCAUGGAUCAGGAAAUAAUUUUAAACAACCUCCAAUGCAUUAUUCAAGGCAUUCAUGAAGAAAACCAGGAGAAAUCUUUGACGAAUAAUGUUCUUAAGGAUAAAAACAAUGAAGAAAAUAUAUCAGAGUUAGGAGAUCUACUGGAUGAGUGGGAAAACCAAUGUGAAAAACAAUUUACACCAUUGGAAAUUAUAAAUCUUGAUAAAGACGAUUCGGGCGAUAAUAAAAAAACGAAAAAUGCCAUGGAUCAGGAAAUAAUUUUAAACAACCUCCAAUGCACUAUUCAAGGCAUUCAUAAAGAAAACCAGGAGAAAUCUUUGAAGAAUAAUAUGGAUAAAAACAAUGAAGAAAAUAUAUCGGAGUUAGGAGAUCUACUGGAUGAGUGGGAAAACCAAUGUGAGAAACAAUUUACACCAUUAUGCAUUAUUCAAGGCAUUCAUAAAGAAAACCAGGAGAAAUCUUUGAAGAAUAAUAUUCUUAUGGAUGAAAACAAUGAAGAAAAUAUAUCGGAGUUGGGAGAUCUACUAGAUGAAUGGGAAAACCAAUGUGAAAAACAAUUUAAACCAUUGGAAAUUAUAAAUCUUGAUAAAGACGAUUCGGACGAUAAUAAAAAAACGAAAAAUGCCAUGGAUCAAAAAAGAAUUUUAAACGAUCUACAAUGCAUCAUUCAAGGCAUUCAUGAAGAAAACCAGGAGAAAUCUUUGAAAAAUAAUAUUCUUAAGGAUAAAAACAAUGAAGAAAAUUUAUCAGAGUUAGGAGAUCUACUAGAUGACUGGGAAAACCAAUGUGAGAAACAAUUUACACCAUUGGAAAUUAUAAAUCUUGAUGGAGAUGAUUCGGACGAUAAUGAAAAAACGAAAAAUGCCAUGGAUCAGAAAAGAAUUUUAAACGACCUUCAAUGCAUCAUUCAAGGCAUUCAUAAAGAAAACCAGGAGAAAUCUUUGGAGAAUAAUAUUCUUAAGGAUAAAAAUAAUGAAGAACAUAUAUCAGAGUUAGGAGAUCUACUAGAUGAGUGGGAAAACCAAUGUGAAAAACAAUUUACACCAUUGGAAAUUAUAAAUGUUGAUGGAGAUGAUUCGGACGAUAAUGAAAAAACGAAAAAUGCCAUGGAUUGUUGUACCAAAAUGACUUCGCAGCAGAAAAUAAUUUUAAACAACCUCCAAUGUAUUAUUCAAGGCAUUCAUGAAGAAAACCAGGAGAAAUCUUUGAAGAACAAUAUUCUUAAGGAUAAAAGCAAUGAAGAAAAUAUAUCAGAGUUAGGAGAUCUACUGGAUGAGUGGGAAAACCAAUGUGAAAAACAAUUUACACCAUUGGAAAUUAUAAAUCUUGAUAAAGACGAUUCGGGCGAUAAUAAAAAAACGAAAAAUGCCAUGGAUUGUUGUACCAAAAUGACUUCGCAGCAGAAAAUAAUUUUAAACAACCUCCAAUGCAUUAUUCAAGGCAUUCAUGAAGAAAACCAGGAGAAAUCUUUGAAAAACAAUAUUCUUAAGGAUAAAGACAAUGAAGAAAAUAUAUCAGAGUUAGAAGAUCUACUAGAUGAGUGGGAAAACCAAUGUGAAAAACAAUUUACACCAUUGGAAAUUAUAAAUCUUGAUAAAGACGAUUCGGGCGAUAAUAAAAAAACGAAAAAUGCCAUGGAUCAGGAAAUAAUUUUAAACAACCUCCAAUGCAUUAUUCAAGGCAUUCAUGAAGAAAACCAGGAGAAAUCUUUGACGAAUAAUGUUCUUAAGGAUAAAAACAAUGAAGAAAAUAUAUCAGAGUUAGGAGAUCUACUGGAUGAGUGGGAAAACCAAUGUGAAAAACAAUUUACACCAUUGGAAAUUAUAAAUCUUGAUAAAGACGAUUCGGGCGAUAAUAAAAAAACGAAAAAUGCCAUGGAUCAGGAAAUAAUUUUAAACAACCUCCAAUGCACUAUUCAAGGCAUUCAUAAAGAAAACCAGGAGAAAUCUUUGAAGAAUAAUAUGGAUAAAAACAAUGAAGAAAAUAUAUCGGAGUUAGGAGAUCUACUGGAUGAGUGGGAAAACCAAUGUGAGAAACAAUUUACACCAUUAUGCAUUAUUCAAGGCAUUCAUAAAGAAAACCAGGAGAAAUCUUUGAAGAAUAAUAUUCUUAUGGAUGAAAACAAUGAAGAAAAUAUAUCGGAGUUGGGAGAUCUACUAGAUGAAUGGGAAAACCAAUGUGAAAAACAAUUUAAACCAUUGGAAAUUAUAAAUCUUGAUAAAGACGAUUCGGACGAUAAUAAAAAAACGAAAAAUGCCAUGGAUCAAAAAAGAAUUUUAAACGAUCUACAAUGCAUCAUUCAAGGCAUUCAUGAAGAAAACCAGGAGAAAUCUUUGAAAAAUAAUAUUCUUAAGGAUAAAAACAAUGAAGAAAAUUUAUCAGAGUUAGGAGAUCUACUAGAUGACUGGGAAAACCAAUGUGAGAAACAAUUUACACCAUUGGAAAUUAUAAAUCUUGAUGGAGAUGAUUCGGACGAUAAUGAAAAAACGAAAAAUGCCAUGGAUAGUUAG
Messenger RNA from Brassicogethes aeneus, 3762 nucleotides. Lineage: Eukaryota; Metazoa; Arthropoda; Insecta; Coleoptera; Nitidulidae. The record is from the annotation of a GenBank genome assembly.